AUGGUCAGCGACAUUCCUAAUGUUCCUGCAAGCAUUUCCUUCCCUGGCGAAGAAGAAAAAGUGCUGGCUUUCUGGAAAGAGAUCGAUGCAUUUGAAACAUCGUUGAAGCUUUCUGAAGGCCGCCCUCCAUUCUCAUUUUACGAUGGUCCUCCAUUCGCUACUGGUCGUCCACAUUACGGUCAUCUUCUUGCUGGAACAAUCAAGGACGUAGUGACUCGAUUUGCUCAUCUUAAUGGUCAUUAUGUGGAGCGCCGCUUUGGCUGGGAUACUCACGGCCUUCCAGUAGAGUACGAGAUUGACAAGAAGCUCAACAUUAAGGGUCCUGCAGAUGUUGCUGCCAUGGGAAUUGCAAAGUACAAUGCAGAAUGCAGAGCUAUUGUCAUGACCUAUGCUGACGAAUGGGAAACUACCGUUACUCGUAUGGGCCGCUGGAUUGAUUUCAAGAACGAUUACAAAACCUUGAAUAUUUCCUUUAUGGAAUCUGUAUGGUGGGUUUUUAAGCAGCUGUUUGACAAGGGCCAAGUCUAUCGAGGAUUCAAGAUCAUGCCUUACUCCAUGGCUGUUUGCACGCCUUUGUCCAACUUUGAAGCCAAUCAAAACUACAAGGAUGUCAUUGAUCCCGCCGUGGUGGUUUCCUUUCCAUUGACUUCGGACCCAUCCGUGUCGUUUCUGGCAUGGACUACCACGCCAUGGACUCUUCCUUCUAAUUUGGCGUUGUGUGUGCACCCCGAUUUCGAGUAUAUUCAGAUCAAGGAUGGUGAAACGGGUGCCGAAUGGAUUCUAAUGGAAAAACGUUUGGAUAUCUUAUACAAGGAUCCCAAAAAAGCAAAGUUUACUAUUGUGAAGCGAUUCAAGGGCUCGGAUCUCAAGGGUAUGACAUAUAUUCCUUUGUUCAACUACUUUGCUGAUCGCCCUGGAAAGUCAUUUGUGGUCAUCAACGAUACAUAUGUAACGGACGACAGUGGUACCGGCAUUGUUCACUCUGCUCCCGCCUUUGGUGAGGACGAUUACCGUAUUUGCAUGGCCAACGGUAUUGUUACCGGCGAGACUGAUCUGCCCUGCCCUCUGGACGCCUCGGGUAACUUUACUGAUGCAGUCAAAGAGUAUAAAGGUAUGAACGUUAAAGACGCCGAUAAACCUAUUCAAAAAGAUCUUAAAGCUCAAGGCCGUCUGAUUCGUCAAACUCAGUUGUCGCAUAGUUAUCCCUUUUGCUACAGAUCGGAUACUCCGCUGAUCUACAGAGCAGUGCCAUCGUGGUACGUCCGUGUUUCCAACAUUGUCGACAAGCUUACCACCAACAACAGCCAGUCAUACUGGGUUCCAGAUUUCGUGGGAGAAAAACGAUUCCACAACUGGCUUGCUAAUGCCCAUGACUGGGGUAUUUCUCGUAACCGUUAUUGGGGAACUCCCAUUCCUAUCUGGUCAAGUGAUGACAUGGAGGAGAUUGUUGCCAUUGGAUCUGUACAAGAGCUUGAGGAGUUAUCCGGUGUCAAAGGCAUCACAGAUCUUCACAGGGACAAUAUUGAUCACAUUACAAUUCCCUCCAAAAUGGGCAAGCCCGAUCUAAAACGUAUACCAGAAGUAUUUGACUGUUGGUUUGAGUCGGGUAGCAUGCCCUAUGCUCAGCAACACUAUCCUUUUGAGAACAAGGAAAAGUUUGAGGCCUCGUUUCCUGCCGACUUUAUUGCCGAGGGCAUUGAUCAGACUCGCGGCUGGUUCUACACUCUCACUGUGCUUGCCGCACAUUUGUUUGACAAGCCCGCUUUUAAAAAUGUCAUUGUCAAUGGUUUGAUUCUUGCGAGCGAUGGGAAAAAAAUGAGCAAGCGUCUUAAAAAUUAUCCCGAUCCAAUGGAUGUACUCAACAGCUAUGGUGCCGAUGUGCUACGUCUGUAUCUGAUCACAUCCCCUGCUGUUCGCGCUGAAAGUUCUCGUUUCCGUGAAGAGGGCGUUAAGGAUAUGAUUAGCAAGGUGAUGCUGCCUUGGUACAAUGCGUAUCGAUUUUUCUUUGCCCAGCUUGCUCUUUUAAAAAAAGAGCACAACUUUGAUUUUGUUUACAACUCUCAUCUGGAUCUUUCCAAGGAUCAAAACAUUAUGGAUAUUUGGAUUUUGGCAUCGACGCAAUCCCUUAUUGCAUUUGUCAAGCAGGAGAUGACUGCAUAUAGAUUAUAUACUGUGACUCCUCGCUUGUUGAAGCUAAUUGAUACACUUACCAACUGGUAUGUGCGCUUCAAUCGUAAGCGUCUCAAGGGUGAAAACGGUGUUGCCGAUGCUGAACGUGCACUUAAUGUUCUUUUUGAAGUGCUGUUUACUCUUUGUCGCUUGAUGGCUGCUUUUGCACCUUUCCUUACAGAAACCAUGUAUCAGAAUCUCAAGACUUGUAUUCCUGAAACCAAGGAAGAUACUCGCAGUGUUCACUUUUUGCUUUAUCCAGAAGUAAAACAGGAGUAUUUUAAUGCAGAUGUGGAACGUGCUGUGGGUCGCAUGCAAACUGUGAUUGAAUUGGGACGAUUUAUCCGUGAGCAACAGACUUUGUCGCUCAAAACCCCAUGCCGUGAACUGAUUAUUAUUACUCCAGAUGAGCAAUUCCACAAGGACAUCAGAUCUCUUGAACAGUACAUUCAGGAAGAACUCAAUGUACGUACAGUUACGGUGACUGCCAAUGAAGAAUCCUAUGGUGUCAAAUACAAGCUUGUAGCAGAUGCCAAAGCUCUUGGUACGAAAUUCAAAAAGGACGCAACCAAAAUUCGCAACGCAUUGCCUGAACUUUCUAUAAAUGAGAUCAAGGAGUUUAUGGCUAAAUGCUCAUUGAAUGUUCAAGGAUUUGAAAUCACUUCAGAGGAUGCGCAAGUGACGCGGUACUUUGAUAACAGCCAUAGUGGUUUCCAUGCCAAUUUCACCAACGAAGUUCUAGUUAUCUUGGAUACCACGUUGGACCAGGAACUCAUUCAAGAAGGACUUGCCCGUGAGCUUAUUAAUCGUAUUCAGCGUUUGCGCAAGAAGGCUGGAUUGCAGCCAGUUGACGACACUCUGUAUUACUAUGAGAUAUUAAGCGAUCCUGAUAACCAACUCGCGAAUAUGAUUGUUGCUCAGGAACAAACGCUUGUGCGAUAUCUCAAGCAGAAAAUUGGAGUGUCGACUGCUUUGCUUGACAGUACCCAAGUGAUUAUCAAGGAAGAGCAAGAGGUGAAUGGAUCCAAGUUUAUACUGGUCCUGGCUAAACAGCACUAGGCCUGUUUAAAUCUCGGGGUUUUGGGUUGGGUUGAAGUGGAUAGUUGAGAUACAGAAACAUUUUCCUGCAUGUGAGGUUGUUUAGGCAGAUUUUUUGAAAACGUGUAGAUCAAUGUUCCAAUAAACACAAAUGCUGCACCGA
Molecule: messenger RNA, 3370 nt
Organism: Batrachochytrium dendrobatidis JAM81
Lineage: Eukaryota; Fungi; Chytridiomycota; Chytridiomycetes; Rhizophydiales
Product: isoleucine--tRNA ligase ILS1
Exons: 4
Coding region: 1-3228 (1075 amino acids)
Biological process (GO): isoleucyl-tRNA aminoacylation
Molecular function (GO): tRNA binding; aminoacyl-tRNA deacylase activity; isoleucine-tRNA ligase activity
Source: RefSeq, a predicted model, not a curated record